CCUUCUAUACGAAAUUAUCAUGACACUAAUUGCAAUUGUAUAUCCAUUAGUAAAUGUAUUUCAACAUUUCGUCGAUGUAUUAUCUGUCAACAAAUGUUUCAUUCGUUAUUUUAUGGAAGAUGUUCCACCUCCAAUAGUUAUUUCGUGCAGUUGAAUACCGAGACAUCAUCAAAUAAAAAAUUUAUUUUCGGAAAAAUUGUUCUUUUUUUCAAACAUAAUCAAGAAACGUUCGCAGUAAUUGAGCAAUUUGAACAAAAAAGGUUAUUCAGUGAUUAUUUUAAAAGCACACAGUAUUACGCAUUAUUGCGCGAACCUUUAGAUACAUUUUUUUUCGUAUUAUAUAGAGAAUCACGAAGAAACCAUUUAAACAUUCCAGUAAAAACAGUUUUAAACCACUGUGUUGUAUUCGAAUUUAACAAUGAAUUAAUUGUAACCCCUAUCUCGUCUUACAGCGAACAUGACUAAAAACAGAGCAUUGGGAAUUACGAACAAACGUUCUUUUCUGAUCUAUUUUAAAACAGUUUGCUCGAGCCUCGGGUUUUCUGAUGGCUUCCAUUGAGCAUUUCAAGAAGAGAAAUAAUGAACGUCGGGAUUUCUGACAAAACGUUCUAAUCUCUUUGAACAGAUAUAUCAACCAUUUUUUAUCAUUGAAACAUCGGGAUUUCCGAGAAAUGUUUCAGUACUCUAUUGACGUUUUCUAUCAUUAUUAGAACGUUCGGGUAUUCCGUAACCCCCUCGAACAGGACGGGCUCUACGUGCCGAUGGGGAGAAACAUUGUUGCUCGAACAAUGACCAACAGUCCUGCAGUUGAAUGAUUGGUUUCUGACACUUGAAAAAUAACGAAAGUACAAAAGCGACUAGGUUAUAUUUUUAGUUAGAAAAAGAGUUAGUAUUUGAAGUGUAUUGGAUGUUUUUAUCAGCAGGAUAUUCGCUCUUCUUUACUGCAAAUCCGUUGUAAAGUCAAGUGAUCUUAAUAGCAUGUUUUUUUUGCUGACAUUUCUUGAGGAUCAAAUAUUUUCACUAUCAACUUUUUUUUACCAUUAUAGCUCCUAUAUCGAAUUUAAUACGUUGUUGUUUUUGUUCUAGAUACAGAGAAUUCCGUCUUGAUGUCAGAUAUUGAAGAUAUUCGACAAUCAUUAAAGAAGAGGAGGAUAUUGUUUUGUGGAGAUUCCAUUACUCGUGGAAUGUACAAAGAUUUAUGCUUAUUGUCUGAAGUUGAUAAUGAUAAUAAUCGUUUAUUAACGCAUUCUGAAUUGAAAUAUGAUGGUGAUGUAAAAAUAUUUAAUGAUAUCGUACAUUUAUUUAAAAAAGAUCGCAGGAACAGUUAUAAUAAUGUCGAACGUCGUGAAUAUAAGAACAACAAUUUUUCAUUAUCGUAUAUUUUCCUCAGUCGUGUUUUUAAUGAAGAAAUUGUAAAUUUGUUGAAAAGUGUGUCCAAAUAUGAUUUAAUUAUAUUAAAUAGUUGUUUGUGGGAUUUAUCUUAUUAUGGUGAACGCAAUUAUUUAAAAAAUGUUCAACAUUGUUUCGAUGAAUUAAAGAAAACAGGUGUUAAAACAAUUUGGUAUACAUCAUUGCCUGUGUGGAACAAACAACUCGAUCGUAAACUAUCCCAUUGUGACAAAUCAACGAAAUCUAUGGCUGCUAAAAAUAAUACACAUGUAUUGGAUCUUCGUCUUAUAAUGCGUAAUAAACAAAUGUUAAUGAAUGCAGAUGGAAUUCACUGGAAUGCGCAAGGACAUCGAACUAUAACAAAAUCGUUAAUUGUGGCUAAUCAAGUAUUUAGAUCACCGUCAUUGGCACCGAUUACUAUUAUUCAAGAAAUGGAGAGAAAUUUUAAUGAGCAUUCAGAGAGAAAGUCAAGUGAAGCAAGUAACAUUGGUGAAACACGGCAAUCCUAUAAACUGUUCUUAUUUUCUUAUUGUUUUGAUU
Molecule: messenger RNA, 1929 nt
Organism: Didymodactylos carnosus
Lineage: Eukaryota; Metazoa; Rotifera; Eurotatoria; Philodinida; Philodinidae
Source: the annotation of a GenBank genome assembly